Messenger RNA from Arachis stenosperma, 1762 nucleotides. RefSeq names its product beta-glucuronosyltransferase GlcAT14B. Gene Ontology annotation, cellular component: membrane. The coding region runs from base 82 to 1458 and encodes 458 amino acids. NCBI's taxonomy places the organism in Eukaryota, Viridiplantae, Streptophyta, Magnoliopsida, Fabales, Fabaceae. Gene Ontology annotation, molecular function: glucuronosyltransferase activity. The transcript has 4 exons. The record is from RefSeq and is a predicted model, not a curated record.
GACACAUACACAUCGAGAUCUCAGUCUCCAGCUUCCCCUCAAACUUCACAAAGAAAGAAAAAAAAGAAGAGACACAAAGAAAUGCAAAAGUCGGGUUCAACAGCAGGAGCAGCAGCAGCAGCAGCACCAACGCCACCACAAUCACAACAACAUCAGUGGUCUUCAAUCCUCACCUCAAAACCCAUUUUCUCCACCCUCUUCUCACUCAGAGACCCUAAACCCACCAACAAGCCCACCCUCCUCCUCUACACUUUCCUAGCCAUCUCACUCCUCUCCAUCACCUUCAUCUUCUCCCUCUGCACUUCCUCAUCCUCCACGGGCCCACAUUCCGGGCCUGACCCUUUCCUCUUCCCGGCCCACCAGGCCCACAACCACCGCAUCAUCUACGACUCUACCAAGGCCAACCCUCCCCCUCCCUCCAUCGCUUACCUCAUUUCCGGGUCACGCUCCGAUUCGGGUCGGAUCAUCCGACUCCUCCACGCCACCUACCAUCCCCUCAACCAGUACCUCCUCCAUCUCGACCCUUCCGCUUCCCACGCGGACCGCGAGCGCGUGGCUCUCACUGUCCAGUCGAACCCUAUUUUCAAAGCCGCACAGAAUGUUCAUGUUGUGGGGAAACCCGAUUUCGCGUACCAGAAAGGAUCCUCGCCCGUUUCGCUUGCGCUUCACGCAGCGUCGAUACUGAUUCGGUUGAACUUGAAGUGGGAUUGGUUUGUUAGCCUUAGUGCUGAUGCUUAUCCGCUUGUUACCCAAGAUGAUCUUCUUCACAUCAUGUCAUUCCUGCCUAAAGAUAUGAACUUUGUGAAUCAUUCAAGCUAUAUUGGCUGGAAAGAGUCGAGGAGGUUGAGACCCAUUAUUGUUGAUCCAGGCCUGUAUCUUGCUGAAGGGACCGAAAUGUUUUAUGCCACUCAGAAGAGAGAUCUCCCUAGUGCUUUCCGCGUUUUUACAGGUUCCUCUUUUUCUAUCCUGACUCGCAGUUUUCUGGAGUUCUGCAUCUUGGGAGCAGACAACCUCCCACGGCUACUGCUGAUGUAUUUUGCAAACACACCCUGGUCGCUGUCCAACUAUUUCCCCUCUGUUCUUUGUAAUUCACGUCAGUUCAACAGGACAGUCAUAAAUCAGAACUUAUUAUAUGCUAUGUAUGACAACCGUCACAUAAGUGAUCCUCGACCGCUUAAUUCCAGUGAUUUUGAUGACAUGAUUCGCAGCGGAGCUGCCUUUGCUCGGAAAUUUCAACCAGAUGAUCCUGUGCUUGAUCUAAUUGACCAAAAACUUCUGAGACGGAGUCCUGGAUCAGUUGUUCCUGGUGGAUGGUGCUUAGGUGAGUCUGGAAACAGCACAUGCUUAACAUGGGGAGAUGCUAAUAUUUUGAGACCUGGCUCAGGUUCUCAACGAAUUGAAAAAGCGAUAGUCAAAUUACUUUCAAAUGGCACUUUUCGAUCGCAUCAGUGUGUUUGAAUGGACCGACUCUAGAACCAUUUUACUCACUGUAGGUCGGUAACAGAAGAGAAACACAGCUUGAGAGUUUAAAAGUUGGUAAGAUCGAAGAACCAGUUGCUUGGUGGUGGUCCUAUCUAUUGUAAAUCUUGUGCCAAAGUCACGUAAUGAAUAUAUUUUGGGUCGUCCUUUAUACAAGUUAGGUGAGAUUGCUGAUUCCAUUGACUAAAAGUUUCCUUUGCUAACUCGGUCGCAUUUUUUGUAAUUUAAUUUGGUUGUUAAUAUGCAUGUGUUUGGCUUAGAAAUGUUCAGAUUUGUUAAAUCA